AUGUCGGCUACUUUGGAAAUUGAGCUGUUUUCUGAAUAUUUUGACAAUGCACCUGUGUUUAUGGUUAAAGGACGUACACAUCCUAUUGAGUUGUUUUAUGCGAAUUCAUUGGACAGUGCAAGUGAUGAUUACGUUUUUAAUGCGGUUGUUACAUUGAUGCAGAUUCAUCGCACCGAACCCAUUGAUUGGGAUGUGUUGGUAUUUCUGACAGGUCAAGAAGAGAUCGAAUUCGCGUGUAAAAAGGCGACUGAAGCAGCGCAGUUAACGGGUCGCGCAUUGAAAGCGUUACCUCUCUAUUCGGGGUUAUCUCCGUAUGCACAAAUGAGGGUGUUCGAACCACUCGGAAUACCGAAUACUCGAAAGGUGAUAUUUUCAACAAAUAUCGCCGAAACAUCCGUCACAAUACCCGGUAUUCGCGUUGUCAUUGAUACGGGUAAAAUUAAAAUUAAAACAUUUCUGGCAGAUCGUCGCAUAGAUGUGUUGAGAGUGGAGGAUACAUCACGUGCAUCUGCAACGCAACGUGCCGGUCGUGCGGGUCGUGAAGCACCUGGAAAGUGCUACAGACUCUAUCCAGAAAAACACUUCGCCAGUUUGCAUCAAACGACCAUUCCCGAAGUAUUGAGAACUAAUCUUUGCACGGUGCUCCUUGAAUUGUAUCGAAUUGGAUUAACGCGUCUUCGUUCGUUGCAAUUGAUCUCAUCGCCGUCAUCUGAAUCAAUUAGAUCUGCACAGUUAUUGUUACAAUUAAUCGGUGCUGUUCAACCAGCUGACAAAAAGGAUCGCAUUCAUUUGACCGAUAUGGGCACCAGAAUUGCUGCAUUCCCUCUUGAUCCACCCUUAGCCAGAGUUUUGUUGGCAGCAUCUCAAAACGGAUGUCUGGAAGAAGCACUGACCAUCGUGUCGUUUAUGUCAACAGAUCAAGUGUUCAUGACUUCGUCACAAAAUCGUGAUCUCUUUAAUGAUUCGAAGAGGAAAUUUGAGGCUGCAGAGGGAGAUCACUGCACGUGGUUGAAU
This is a messenger RNA of Anisakis simplex (herring worm), 1014 nucleotides long. Lineage: Eukaryota; Metazoa; Nematoda; Chromadorea; Rhabditida; Anisakidae. The record is from the annotation of a GenBank genome assembly.